Messenger RNA from Stylophora pistillata, 890 nucleotides. RefSeq names its product ubiquinone/menaquinone biosynthesis C-methyltransferase UbiE-like. Lineage: Eukaryota; Metazoa; Cnidaria; Anthozoa; Scleractinia; Pocilloporidae. The record is from RefSeq and is a predicted model, not a curated record.
AUGAUCAUUUCCAAGGAAAGAGCAGCCACACUUUACCAACAGAUUUCAACUGACGUGCAAAGAUCGCUGGGCAAGAAAUUGAUUGCAAAUGUCCAACCAUGCCCUGGAGAUGUCAUCUUGGAUUUAGGCUGCGGCACCGGAGAGUUGUCGGCUUAUCUGGCGGAGCUUGUAGGGCGAGGUGGAAAAGUGGUAGCCGUCGACCCUGACAUUUCUCGGAUAAAAUUGGCCCAGGAAUCACACGGAGAAAUCAGUAAUCUUGCCAUUCACGAAGGAAGCGCCUCAAACUUUCCAGGAAUGGAUUCAGAGUGUUACGACAUCGUAUUAUGCAACUUUGUCCUUCACUGGAUUCAGGACAAACAAGAAGCCUUCAGGAACAUGUUUCAGAGCUUUAAACCAGGCGGGAAAAUUUUGGUAUCGUACGGAGAUUCAUUGGCUAUCAUGUUUGAGCGCUUUUUUAAAGAACUCAUCCCAGAGAACUGUGACGCUUUACUUAGCAAGUGGAACUUCGUGAAGAAGUCAAAGAUUGAAGAGAUGUGUGCAGCUGUCGGCUUUGAUAUCGUAAAGAGUUACGACGUGAAAAAUGAUGCCUAUGUAUUCAAAAACAAAGAAGGUAUGAUUUCGUUUUUCUGGGCAAGUUCUCACGGCGCAUUUGAUCCGCAGCUGAUAACGAAGGACAGACUGGCAAGUUUCUGUGCUCAGUAUACAAGUGGGGAAAACUCUUCACCAUUUAAGUUGUAUCCUGGUGAAGGUGAUUGUUAUUGUGUGUUGGUCGCAGCCAAACCGGUGUAAAGAGAAUAGUUUACAGCUGCAGGCUUCUUUGGAGCUUGCUAACUUAAUCAUUUCUUUGAUUGUUAUGGACCUUCAUUUUUUAAUGUAUCUCGACAUAUGGC